AUGGUGGACUACGGCAAGGAGUUUAUGCUGUACCUGAUGGACGAGAAGUGCUAUGAUAAUUACUUCGUAGAGUUUGAUCUGCUCGAUGGCGACUGUUUCCGUGCGUUGCUCAGCAAGGGUCUGGGUUUGGGUAUUAUCGCCGGCUCGGUGUUGGUAAAGGUGCCUCAGAUUACGAAGAUUCUUGGCAACAGAUCUGCUCGCGGCAUCAGUCUGUUCAGCGUCUGUCUCGAUCUGUUUGCCAUCACGAUCCACAUGGCGUACAGCUUCGUGAAUGGGUUCCCGUUCAGUGCCUGGGGUGAUACAGCUUUCUUGGCUCUGCAAACGGCCAUCAUCGCCAUGAUGGUACUGUUCUUCGGCGGUUCAACCGUAACGUCGGCGGCGUUUACGUUCGCCUACACGGGGCUUGUGUACGUGCUGAUGGGAGGCUUAACGCCCUUAAAGUACCUGCUAAUUGCACAAGGCUUCAACGUACCGAUACUGCUGCUGGGAAAGUUGUCACAAGCAUUUACCAACUAUCGCAACGGUAGCACCGGUCAACUGUCGGCGGUAACGUGCUUUAUGCUGCUGGCCGGCUCGUUGGCACGGAUCUUCACCUCGAUCCAGGAGACUGGUGAUCAAAUGAUGAUCAUAACGUACAGUUCAUCAUCCUUCGCCAAUCUGGUGAUCGCUCUGCAGGUUCUGUACUACUGGAACGCGGACAAGCAGAAGAAGUCCGCGUCCGCGGGUGCGGCAGCGGUAAAGAAACCAAAGGCCAAGAGCAAGAAGACCGACUAG
Molecule: messenger RNA, 774 nt
Organism: Anopheles marshallii
Lineage: Eukaryota; Metazoa; Arthropoda; Insecta; Diptera; Culicidae
Product: mannose-P-dolichol utilization defect 1 protein homolog
Exons: 2
Coding region: 1-774 (257 amino acids)
Biological process (GO): oligosaccharide biosynthetic process
Source: RefSeq, a predicted model, not a curated record